Molecule: messenger RNA, 831 nt
Organism: Lycium ferocissimum
Lineage: Eukaryota; Viridiplantae; Streptophyta; Magnoliopsida; Solanales; Solanaceae
Exons: 2
Coding region: 1-831 (276 amino acids)
Source: RefSeq, a predicted model, not a curated record
AUGGAAUACCUUACCAGAGUGCUUAUCAGAGUAGGGGAGCAGCCUGGAUUUGAAUUUCACACAAAAUGUAGGAGCUUGAGGUUGAAUCACAUGUGUUUUGCUGAUGACAUGCUGCUAUUUUGCAAAGGAAAUUUUCAAUCAGUACUACUACUAUUGAGAGGACUACAAACAUUCUCAAACACUUCAGGGUUGCAAGCUAAUGCUAGGAAGUCCAACAUCUUUGGUGCCAAUAUGGACCCCCAAAGCUUGGAAGAUAUAUGCAGUGCUACAGGGUACCAAAAAAGGAAGCUGACUUUUAAAUACUUGGGGGUGCCAGUCUUAGCAAUAAAGAUUAUAGUAGUAGACUGUGAAAUGCUUAUAGAUAAGAUAGGGCAAGGGUCAGAGCCUGGAGUUCAAGGAACCCGUUAUAUGAUGGCAGGGUGCAGCUCAUCAAUUCUGGAUUGGUGGGAUUAUGCUCCACCUAGUGACUGUUGCUGGUAUUGGAGGAAGAUAUGCAACAUCAAGGAUAAAUACAAACAGGGCUAUGUUGGCAAUGGAUGGCUAAAAACUGACGAGAAAUACUCCAUUCAGAGUGGGUAUUACUGGAGUAAAGGAGAUAUAGAAGCUUGGCAAGGGUUUAGAUGGAUAUGGAGCAAAGCUAACAUCCCCAAGCACUGUUUCAUUGGAUGGUUAGUAGCACACAACAGGCUGCUAACAAGGCAAAGGCUGAAACGAAUGGGAAUAAUAUCAGAUGAGAGCUGUGUGCUAUGUGGUGGUGCAGUUGAGAGUAUUGCACACCUUUACUUUGAUUGUCAAUUCUCAAGAGCCUGUUUAGAUAAUAUACUAGUGUAG